Messenger RNA from Belonocnema kinseyi, 1242 nucleotides. RefSeq names its product zinc finger BED domain-containing protein 4-like. Bases 136 to 1023 code for a protein of 295 amino acids. NCBI's taxonomy places the organism in Eukaryota, Metazoa, Arthropoda, Insecta, Hymenoptera, Cynipidae. The record is from RefSeq and is a predicted model, not a curated record. The transcript is spliced from 2 exons.
AGAAUGGCAAAUAUCUGUUGAUAAGAUAACAGCGAUUGUUACCGAUAACGGUCCAAAUAUGGUUAAGGCAGUGGACAUAUUUGUUGGAAAAAAUCGCCAGCGGUUGAAAAGGCACUUGAAACAGUGGGUGGUCUCAUGAAUAUCAUUCACAAAGUUAUAUCGACUGUGACUUGGUUUAAAGCAUGCAUAAAUGCAAGCGAUGACCUUCGAAAAGCGUGUGACUUAAAGUUAAAGCAAGCCAUAUCAACUCGUUGGAACUCUGUGUUCUAUAUGCUCAAAAGGUUUCUAGAAUUGCGCGGUGUUUUAACUGAAAUCAUUUACAACUACUCUUCUGCACUUGACAUGGUGAAUGUCAGGGAAAUAGAAAUUCUACAGGACGUCAUGCGGAUAUUAGAACCAAUGGAGGAAGCAACUAGACACGUCUUCGGUGAAAAAUACGUCACCAGUAUUCUGGUUACCCCUUUAGUGUCUUGUUUAAAUGAAACGGUUGACAACUUAGAGCCAAAAACCGAAAUGGGAAAACAACUGCAGCAGCAGUUAUUGAAUCAAAUGACAGGUCGUUUCGCAAAUCGAGAAAAAUCGCUUUUGCUCGCAAUGGCGAGGAUUCUUGUUCCAAGAUUCAAAAAAGUCCACUUAAAAGAUCCUCUAGCCUGUUCAAGAGCAAUUAACCACAUCAGAGAUUUAAUUAAAAACGAUGUGGAGCAAAGAGAAGACGAAUUUACUGAAGUCCCACAGCCAGCAAAUGGAAAGUCUUCAUCUUUGUGGAACGUACAUAGUAGAGUUGUUCAUGAAGCAUCACAGAGAAAGGUUGCACUAGACGAAAGUUUCUCUCAAGGAGAUGAAUUGUCAGUAUUUUUAAAUGCUCCGGUCGUCAAUGAAAAAAACAAAUCCCUUGGAAGAAUGCUCAAAACUGGCUGCAGCGUAUCCAAAGCUGGCGAAAAUAUCCCCAAAGUUCCUUUCUAUUGCUGCAACAAGCGUUCCAUGCGAACGGUUUUUUUCGAAAGCAGGCUUCUGUUUAAAUGAAAAAAGAAAUCGGCUCUCGGGACCAAAGCUACAUAAGCGAUUGUUCUUGCAGUCGAUUUCUACAGCAGAUUGGUAGUUGACACCGCAAAAUGUCAUUUACACGAUAUUUGCAAUCAAGACUAGACUUUAAACGCAUUAUGUUUAUUAAAUAAUGUCCGAAAUGUGAAUUUGUUAAUAACAUUUGUUUAAACAAUAAUCAGAUAUAACUUGCUUUUCUUA